Mugil cephalus (flathead mullet) is the source of this 3519-nucleotide messenger RNA. It is a transcript of the gene hdac11, whose product is annotated as histone deacetylase 11. The coding region runs from base 265 to 1368 and encodes 367 amino acids. The transcript has 11 exons. The record is from RefSeq and is a predicted model, not a curated record. Gene Ontology annotation, molecular function: histone deacetylase activity. NCBI's taxonomy places the organism in Eukaryota, Metazoa, Chordata, Actinopteri, Mugiliformes, Mugilidae.
CACGUAUCUCCGGCUACGCAUUCUACGUACGAAACGCAGAGGAAGGACUGAAUAAGCGUACUGUCAAAGAAACACAGACUAAAAAAACAAACAAAUAUUUUUCGCUCACGUUAAAUAGCUACUGACCCACCAGCCGUAUAAAACGCCGCGGUGAAGGACUCAGACCGGACAGACACAGCCGGUGACUGUUCAGCAGCUGCUCGUUUGACCUGCGAUAGUCCGCACAGGAGUAAUAGCAGACGUAAGAAGCAAUGCCUGAAAAACAUGUCUCAGAAAGAAGAUAAUGAAGGGAAGAGGAGCUGCCACCGCACUGAUUUGUACGCCAGCGUUCCUCGAACAUGCCUGCCCAUCGUGUACCACCCAGACUACAACAUCACCUUCAUGGGCCUGGAAAAGCUCCAUCCGUUUGAUGCGGGAAAGUGGGGGAAAGUCAUUCACUUUCUGAAAGAAGAGCAGUUCCUGACCGACGGGAACAUUGUGGAAGCCCACGAAGCCACUGAGGAGGAUCUGCUGGUGGUUCACACCAAACGCUACCUCAACAGACUGAAGUGGUCUCUGGUGGUGGCAACAAUCACAGAAAUCCCACCUCUCCUGUUUCUACCUAAUUUCCUGGUGCAGCGGAAGGUGUUGAGGCCUCUGCGGACCCAGACGGGGGGAACAAUAAUGGCAGGUAAACUGGCCGUGGACAGAGGAUGGGCCAUAAACGUAGGAGGUGGUUUCCACCACUGCUCCGGCGACAGGGGAGGGGGCUUCUGCGCCUACGCCGACAUCACUUUGGCCAUCAAGUUUCUGUUUGAGAGAGUGGAAGGCAUCUCCAGGGCUACCAUCAUCGAUCUGGAUGCUCAUCAGGGAAACGGGCAUGAGCGCGACUUCCUGGACGACAGCCGGGUGUUCAUCAUGGAUAUGUAUAAUCGCUACAUCUAUCCCGGGGAUGGAUAUGCCAAAAGAGCCAUAAAAAGGAAGGUGGAGCUGGACUGGGGCACCGAGGACUCGGAGUACCUCCAGAAAGUAGAGCUCCACUCUGAGGGAGCGCUGAACGAGGUGCGGCCCGAUAUCAUUGUGUACAACGCGGGAACGGACAUCUUGGAUGGGGACCCCCUCGGAGGACUGUCCAUAUCUCCGCAGGGGAUCGUAAAGAGGGACGAGAUCGUGUUCAGGGCGGCGAAGCGGCGCGGCAUCCCCAUACUGAUGGUGACGUCCGGAGGAUACCAGAAGAAGACGGCUCGCAUCAUCGCCGACUCCAUCCUCAACUUGCACGGGCAGGGUCUGAUUGGAGCCGGCGAGGCCGCGGAGGGGGAGGGGGCGUCGCUGGUGACCCGCAUGGUGCGCGGCUCUGGGUCGGCUGGAUCAGCGUUCACCGCUGUCUGAGGAGCAUUAAUCCCGGAGCUAACACUCACAAGUGUGACAUUUAAAGGCACUGAAGUAACUUUGUAUCUACUACUGGGUGACGGCAGUGUUGAUAUUCCGCUGCUGUCACGCAGAAAUGUGUUAUUCCAAAUUUACAAGGGUGAGUAGGGUUAUUACAGAACGCCGGUUUGCACUUUAUGUCUUAGUUGACGGAAACUCAAAGGAGAAAUAAUUUGCUGGACCGAUGGCGUUCUAAUGGCUCCAGCCGAAGUCACGAAAAAGAGUUUUUAUUAUCCUUAAUGCAUAAUCCAUAAACGGGUUUUAUGUGUCGCGGAUGUUUGGGGGCAUCUCAGGAAAUGCAAUAAUAACAUUUGUGAGUGAUAUAUUAAGGUUUGAUGUACUUACACAUGCACUGAUACUCCGUCUCUGUUUAUGAUUGUGGAAGUAAAAAAAAACAACUGAAGAUAAUUGCAAAUGAAACUUGUACCCAUUUAACCUUCUAAUUUAAAGUUGCAUCUAAUCAGGUCUUAAGUUUAAUUGUGUUAAAAUUAAGUUGGUUCCAUUUAAAUAAGAUGUUGUUUUUUGUAGUUAAUGCUUUCAGUGCACUCCUCUAUGUAUAGUUAAUGUUUACAAAGGGGCCGAGUGUGAUUUAACUAAUGGUACUAAAGUAAUCUGAAUCCUCAGUGUUGGAACAGGUUUAAACUUAAACACUAAAAUGUGUGAGCACUUUAAUCAUUGUAUCAAAGAUUCAACCCCCAGACUCUUUAAAUUCAAACUCUUUUUUUUUUUUCUCUUCAUGCAGAUCAAAGUGUAAGCCCUGGUGUGGUCAGUGAUUAUAAUGAGAACGUCUUCACAGCGUACCUUCUGUAGGUUUAACGUGUUACGGCUUCAGCUUGGCUCUAUUCAGACGCACAGAGUUUCCCUAAUGAUGUUGUGAUAUAUGGAUCAGGGUGAUUAAUGCAUCAGCUGGAACAACAUCACAGCUUCAAGAAGACUGAACCCAACACAAACUUAACCUAAUUCUACCUAAAGUAAUAUUUUAAGGAGAGCAAACUUUCCUGUUUGUUCUUUCUCCCAUACAGCCGAUGGUUUCCAGCACGAAAUCUGCUCAAAAACUGUCAAAACGCUCACACAGAUAUUAGAUUAGUGUUUUGUUGAGUACUUUGACCUUCCAGAUAGAAAGUAUUUUGAUGGAGUUAGAUUGUCCACUGAAAGGCAGAUGAAGUGUCUACUCUUCAGGAAGUGAUGUUAAUACAAUUGGCAUCUCUUGGGAAGUAAGUGCACUUCGGUUUUGUUUUUAGGUUAAAAGUUAAGAAAAACAGCCAAAAUGAGCCCAAACCAGCGCGACACUGUAAGUAACACCCAUCCCAUGGUUGAGAUUAGAAACAUUUAAUGAAAGGUUAUUUUCAUUUAUUGAAGUUUUUUUUUACAUUAUUAUUUUUUAUUUUUUGUUCAUUGUCUUAUUGUCCUAUGACCUGAGAUUGUGGGUCAAGGCGGUCCACAUACAGGUCUGGUACGUCAGUGGUUCCCAACCUUUUCUCCUUGGAGCCCCCACUUGUAUCUAAGCUAAAUAAUUUGAGGAAUUAUUCGAUAAGCAAUUUAACUGUUUAAUACAGUUUCAAUUUAAUCAAAAACAGCUGUAGGUCAUAUUCUAAAUCUUAAUUGCAAAAUGUACAUCCUAACGUUUAAUAAUAGUUAUUAUUUUGUUGUUGUUUGCAGUUUGGACACGUUCCCCUAGCUUCAUAAAUUUACUCUAAUAUGUGCAGCAGCUAUUUAUUUUUAUUUUGGAAGCAGCAAUUUCUGAGUUUGACAACUCACAGUUAAUCUUUUCUUUUUUAUUUCGCUAUCAAACGCCAACGCUGCGUUUCCGACACAGUGCCGGGAUUCUUUAAUUUCUGCAUAUUAUACAUGUAAGGAGACGCACACAAUAUUGGUUAAAAAGUGGUGAGACAGGUGAAAACUGAUGUUGAGCUCAGAGCGGAGCCCAGGUUGGGAACCACUGUGGUACAUAAAGCUUUAGCGUUGCAUGGUCUACGUCUCUUGGUGCUGCACACCGCAUCAAAAGACUGCAGGGCAGACCUCCGAGUUGCUAAUGUUACCUUAAAUGUGGCCAAGGGUUCUUUUUUUUUAAUAAUAAAACCACAUCCUCUGUGGACUUUUUCUGCCGUUGCA